GUGGUAUAGUUUACGGCUGGGUUGAGCUUGGUUGUGUGACAGUGGUGGCCCACCUACAAGCCAAAGCUCCCUUUUGAUUUGGCAUGAUGCAUGUUUUUCUUUGUCUUGGGACAUGGAUUUUACUGGCUGUUGCAGUCUCUGGUGUGUUCCAGAGGCCAAGUUUCAAGCCCAGUUCACAUCCAGAUGGUGGUUUGAGGUCUGAGUGCCUUUGGAAUAUCAUGAGGUUAACAUUGGACAAAACUCUGGCUGUGGGGAGCCAGCUAGAAAUCUCUGCCAUCAAUGGCACUGACAUUAUACCGUUGUCGCCCACCUUGGCUGCUCAGUGUGGCUACAGCAUGGAGUCUGACCCUUGGGGAAACACCAAAGUCUUUGUGUCCUUGUUGGGCUGUUAUGUUGCCAACCAGGCGGAUGCAACAUUUAACCUUGGCCUGCGAUUCCGAAUGUAUGGCGAUGGGCUGUCAAAGCAGGUCCAGCAUAACGUGACAGAGACUUGCAGAUACUCCCGCUGGGCCUCCCGGGAAAUUCUCUGUGACAGGAACUACAUGGAGGUGUCAACCCUCAUGGUCACUCCGGAGGUCCCAACAGUAGAUGGCCAGAAGGUUCAAGAAGCAUCCUGGCAGGAUGCCAUUCCUGACACUGUUGCUGCAAACAGCAUCUGGAAGAUUACAUUCCACACCCCUGACUCGAAGGUCAUGGUGCUGAAGGAUGCUCACCGGGCUGGUUACGGCGCAACAACUACCCCAACAAGACUGGUGUUGCGAAGCCCCUACAACAUGGCAGAGACCUACUCUGAAGACGUGGCAGGUGUUCCCAUGGAGGUCUUCAGUGUGUCCACUUACUACAAGCAGAUUCGCAGGUUGGCCAUCAUGGAUUUGGCUGCUGCCUGUCCUACAGGAGGCUUGGUCUUCACUGAUGAGGUGAUCACCUGGCACGUGCCUCGCCGCAUCACCCCGCUGAUCUCUAGCGCCGUCAAGAUCCUGGAGACCCACAUGGGCAUCGAUGGCCAGAGGUUGGACAAAACCAUGAUGGCCACCAGGCGCUACAAGCUGUCAAUCACUGAGUCUCAUGUUGUCAUUGAGCUUCCAGUGGGGUCACCUGAUGGCUACUACAAGAGUCACGCCCCAGAUUAUGCAUACCACAUAACCUACACUGUUGAACCCAUGCUUGAGUUGCUGUGGAGGGCGGACGACACACAGGCUGACACGAGAUACAAAGUCCUCUUCCCCAUCACUACCCCUCUGAUGCCCAGGCCUCCACAUGUUAUUGGAAACACAGUUCCUGAGCAUAAGGUGUUCGACGUCCUCUUGGGGACCUUCCUCCAUGAUGUGGAGCUGCUGAACAUUACCUUCUCCGCCAAGGUGCUGACUGUCGCUGAGUGCAAUGCCAGAGGCUUUGACGUUCAGGAGCACCGCUUCGCCAACAGCUCAAAGACCUUCUCGCUACAAGUGCCCUUCUCGGAUGAAGUUGUCCUUAAACAUAACCCUGAUCCCAUGACGACUGUUUACUUCCUCCCGCUGGUCUUUGGUCUGCUCAUCCUGCCUGAACAAACCCCAUUCUCCCACCCUGCUGAGCUCGAGGCCUCCCUGGAAGAUGUUGUGCUUCCCACAAUCACUGGAUUCUGCGACCAGGAACAUUUCUACAUUUCUGUGAAAUAUGGGAGCCAAGGGGCCAACUUCCAGACCAUGAUGCUUCAUGCUGGUUCAUGGAGGGAGCUGGACACUGAGCUGUAUAGUCUCUCUGACAACCGCACGCACUUCAGUAUCGUAGUGCCAUUCACCGCUCCUGAUACAGUGUUUGAGAUGGUACAGUCUGACUCUGUCAGAGCCAGAGUAGACUUGCUGCUCUUGGAGACUCCUAACAUGUGGAAACUCAACGACCUCUCGCUCGCCUGCUACUUCCCCUUGACCAUGACUGAGUGCUACUCCAAUGGCACAGUGACUGCACUAGCAGUGAAGGUGGAAUCUGUUAUUAACCUAAACCCUGAAUACCUGACCUUGAGUGACCAGUCAUGUAAACCUGCCUUCAGCAAUGACCGCUUUGCCUUCUUCUCCUUCAACCUCAACUCCUGUGGCACCACCAGAACAUUCUUUGACAAUUUCAUGGUGUACGAGAACGAAAUCGCCAUGCACCACAGCACAAGCAAACAUCAAAGUAGGAAAGGUCUGAUCAAUCCAGAAUAUCGGCACACAGUCUCCUGCUACUACCUGCUCAACCACACUGAGACCAUGGCGUUCCGUACCAGGCCAAGGAACCAAGAUCUUAAGGCUGCUCUUGGAGUGGGACAACUAGUGGUCCAAAUGAGACUAGCCCAGGAGGUUUCUUAUGACUUAUUCUACCAAACGGAGGACUACCCAGUGGCGAAGUACUUGCGACAGCCUCUGUAUUUUGAGGUGGAGCUUAUGCAGUCUACUGACCCUCGGAUAGAGCUGGUCUUGGACAACUGCUGGGCGACUCUACAUGAGGACAGGACCACUCUACCUAGCUGGGACCUCAUUGUGGACAGUUGUGAAAAUCUUGAUGACCGCUACGUCACAGUCUUCCAUCCGGUCGUUGCAGACGCCAGGGUUCAUGUACCCGCUCACAUCAAACGCUUCUCAGUCAAGAUGUUCACCUUCACCAGGGAUGAGAACGUCCUGAAAGACCAGAUCUUUGUUCAUUGUGAUGCAGUCCUCUGCGACACCACCAAACAUGAUGGAAUCUGCUCUGGCCAGUGUGCGAACCCCCUUAGGAACGCAAAGCCCCUCAGACAAACUGGCUCAAAAAGGGAUCGCAGAGCCGCAGACGCCAGCCAGCAGCAGAUCUCAUCUGGACCCAUUCUACUGUCUGACUCAUCUAACUUUGUUUAGAAAAUGUAAUAAAAAGUAUUCUCUUAA
Messenger RNA from Coregonus clupeaformis (lake whitefish), 2873 nucleotides. RefSeq lists its product as uncharacterized. The record is from RefSeq and is a predicted model, not a curated record. The transcript is spliced from 21 exons. NCBI's taxonomy places the organism in Eukaryota, Metazoa, Chordata, Actinopteri, Salmoniformes, Salmonidae. Bases 84 to 2846 code for a protein of 920 amino acids.